GUUUGCUGUAGGUUUUGAUAAUGCUAGUAAUAAUACUGCUGCUAUACCUAGAUUACAUGAAUUGUGUGGUGCUUCUACAUUGAUGGGUAGAUUUUUUCAUCAACGUUGUGCAUGUCAUAUUCUAAAUUUGUGUGUACAAGAUGGCUUAGCGGCAUUAGGAAAUGCUUUGGAGGUAGUGAAGGGGGGAAUUAAAUUGAUUUGGGCUAACACUCCACUAAAUAUGCAAUGACGGCAAUAUUUGAAGGAUAGACGUGUGAAUUAUUGUGCUUUUCCUAAAGAUUUGUCUAUUCGUUGGAAUAGUACUUAUAAUUUAAUUCAAGUACUUGUUAGAUAUAAAGAUCAUUUUCCAGCUUUUUUAAGACAAACUUGUAACUAUAUUAUAAACCCGGCUGACAUCGACACUUGUGAAAAAAUUGUUAAUGUUUUGGCAUAUUUUAAUAACGCAACUCUAACUUUUAGUCAUGUUUAUAAACCUACCACAAACGAAUUUUUUGUUGAAGCUGUUAAUCUCGCCGGCGCUUUUUGUGAAUUUUCCGACGCCACUUACGUUAGUUAUUUUUGUGAUUUCAUGAAACAAAAGUUUUUAAAAUAUUAUUCACAUAUUCCGCAUAUAUAUGGUAUUGCAUUUGUUCUUGAUCCUCGUUAUAAACUUCCUUACUUGGCAAAUUGUAUAGAUUACUAUUAUGCUUCUUUUUUUCCAACUCAAGAGUUCGAUGAUAAUCCCAUCGACCCUAAACAAGAAUUCAACGAGGUUAGUAAUUUAUUUCAUCAAUUGUAUAAUGAAUUUCAUGCACAAUAUGGUAAUGCACCCCCUCCCAUGCAACGAACAUCUUCUUCAUCUAAAGGAAAAUCACUUUUAAAAUCCGCUUUUGGUUCUCUUUUGAAAAAAAGUAGAGCAACUCCCGCUACUGAACAAAGCUCAGGUAACGAGCUUUCUUUGUAUCUAACAUUGAAUGUUGAUUAUGAAGUUGGUGAUGACUUUGACGUUCUUAAGUGGUGGAAGGAAAAUGAAAGAACAUUCCCGAUUUUAUCAAAGAUGGCUAAGCAAGUACUAGCAAUGCCGAUAUCAACCGUUGCCGUGGAACAAGAAUUCAGUGCGGCCGGCAACGUCCUAACUAGGGGUGGGCAUAACGGUUCGAUUUGACCGAACCGAACCGUACCAAACCGAAUUAAACCAAACCGAAACCGAAUCAUUUGUAAUUUGGUUUGAGUUUGGUAGUAUUCCUCCCAACCCGUAUUAAACCGAACCAAACCGAAUCGAAAUCAUAAAACCGAAUAAAACCGAACUAAUCUAAAAAUGAAAUAAUUUCUUAUUUUUUUUUAAAAUAACAAAUCAAAAUCAACUUACACCAAACUAAACCAAACUAAAAUAUAAGAUUUCUCUCAUUAAUUUGAUUGAUGUUAAUCUUUUUGAAGCUUUAAUUCUUUAAUUUUACUGUCGAGGACUAGAGUUUACUACAAGACUUACAUUCACAACUAUAACAAUUAUAGUGAUUUAAGUAGAUAGUAUUUAACUAAAAUUUAUUAUCUACUACUACUAUAUAUUUGGUUCAUUACUUACAAGCACCAGUUUUGUUUUUGUUUCGGCUUUAUAUAUAAUUUUAUUCAUUCCCGUUGUUGUUGUUGCAUACAAAUGUGGCAUGCUUAUAUAUUUUUGGUUCAUAUGUGUUUUGUUAUUGUUUGCAAAUUUAUAUCUAACAUUAUAUUUGGUUCAUUACUAUCGCUUCUUGGUUCAUUAUUUUGAGUUUUUUUUUAUUUCAAUCCAAACCUUAAUACUUUGGUAAACCGAACUCCAAACCGAACCGAACCGUACCAAACCGAAACCAAACCGAUACUUAAUCGGUUUGUAUUUGGUACAUUUUCUAUCAAACCGAUUAAACCGAAACCGAACCGAAACCGAAGAAAACCGAACCGAAAACCGAAAUGCCCACCCCUAGUCCUAACCGAUUUUAGAACGAGGUUGAGCCCGAGCUCUCUUGAGACACUAGUUUGCUUUCACGAUAGGUUGAAGGCCCAACGAAGAACUCAAGAAAUUACCAUCACUCCCUCCCACCACUUUAUGGAGGAAACAACCGAAGGCGGAGAGUCCGAUUGAUUUUUUAUUACAAAAUGUAUUACAUUUUUUAAAUUCAUCCUAAUUCUCAAUUGUACUUCUUAUUUGAAAUAAAUGUACUUCAAUUCGAA
Molecule: messenger RNA, 2184 nt
Organism: Cuscuta europaea
Lineage: Eukaryota; Viridiplantae; Streptophyta; Magnoliopsida; Solanales; Convolvulaceae
Source: the annotation of a GenBank genome assembly